This is a messenger RNA of Phragmites australis (common reed), 1420 nucleotides long. RefSeq lists its product as uncharacterized. The record is from RefSeq and is a predicted model, not a curated record. The transcript is spliced from 2 exons. Gene Ontology annotation, cellular component: trans-Golgi network; membrane. Gene Ontology annotation, biological process: endoplasmic reticulum to Golgi vesicle-mediated transport; vesicle fusion with Golgi apparatus. Bases 166 to 939 code for a protein of 257 amino acids. NCBI's taxonomy places the organism in Eukaryota, Viridiplantae, Streptophyta, Magnoliopsida, Poales, Poaceae.
CAAAUAAAAAAGGAAAACAAAAACCGAAAGGCGAAGGAAAGCGCGGCGCGAUUCCUCCCCCGAUCCCCUCCUCCUCGCCAGGGCCAAAACCCAAGUCCCGAUCUCCCGCAACCACUUAGAUCUCGAAACCCGCCGCCGCCCGCUUCCUCCCCGAUCGCCGCGACCAUGGCGAAGGAGUUCCCCGUGCCGCCGGUGGUCUUCAACCCGUCCACCCCGACGCACCGCCGUCCCCCUCCCCCGGGCGCGGGGGCCUCCCCUCCACCCGCCUUCGCGCCGCCCCGCCCCUCCACCUCCUCCGCCGCCAACCCGCUCCCAUUCAUGUCCUUCGACAUCUCCGCUGCCGCCGCGUCCUCCUCCUCGGCGCCGCCCCUCUUCGCGGGGCCCAUCGGCGUCGGCUCGGGGGCCUCCUUCGAGGACGAGCCGCCGCUCCUCGAGGAGCUUGGCAUCAACACGCGCCAGAUCUGGCGGAAGACGCUCUCCAUCCUCCACCCGCUCCGAUCCGCCGACCCUUCCCUCCAUGCCGAUGCCGACCUCUCCGGCCCGUUCCUCUUCCUCCUGUCCUUCGGCCUCUUCCAGCUCCUUGCGGGGAAGUUCCACUUCGGGAUCGUGCUCGGCUGGGUCACCGUCGCGUCCCUCUUCCUCUACUUCGUCUUCUCCAUGCUCUCGGGCGGCCGCCGCGGUGACCUCGACCUCUACAGGUGCGUCAGCCUCGUCGGCUAUUGCAUGCUCCCCAUGGUCAUCUUCUCCGCGGUCUCCCUCUUCCUGCCGCGGGGUGGCGGGCUCAUGUUUGGAGUGGGGAUGGCGUUUGUCCUAUGGUCCACCAGGGUCUGCACCAGGCUGCUCGCAGAGCUUGCAUCCAGUGGCGACGAGCAUAGGGGGCUCAUCGCCUACGCGUGUUGGCUCGUCUACAUGCUCUUCUCACUGCUUGUUAUCUUCUGAUACUGUUUUUAUGGUAUGGAAGAUCGUGUUCAUAAUUCGUUCGGUGCAUGGAAUGGACUGCCUUUUUACCUGUCACAGGAGUGGUUUUGGUGCGACGUUGCAGAACUACUUAUGAUCUGGCAAGCUGAAAAAACGUUCUGUUACUUUUGAUCCUUCAGUUCCAGUGGGCAUGGUGGGGGCUGGGUAUAGAUCUUGGAAAGAAAAAGGAAGUCUGGAUCCAGACACUGCAAAUAUGAAGUAAUUAGGUUUCUCCGAAGUAUUGGUGGGAAUCUGACUUUCUAAAGGGGUGUGGUCGUGGACUCGUGGUCCGUUCAAAUUUGUUCAUUGUACUUAUACCACGACUGGUUUAUUUUAGGAUCACUGUUCGUUUCUUUUCUGUUGCAUUGUUCAUUUUCCAGCGUUGCAAUUUUAUGAGGUAAUUGUUUUUUCUUUAGGUAAUGUGGUAGUUACUGAUUCAUAAAUCAAAGGAGGGUUAGUUUUA